Rubroshorea leprosula is the source of this 1578-nucleotide messenger RNA. The record is from the annotation of a GenBank genome assembly. NCBI's taxonomy places the organism in Eukaryota, Viridiplantae, Streptophyta, Magnoliopsida, Malvales, Dipterocarpaceae.
CGUUGAUAAUAGAAGGCCAGAGAAGCUCUGAAGCCGCUGUCUCGCCACCGGCAAAACAACUCCGGCGACAGAUUUCCGGCGCUGAACCACCCUGACCCUAAUUGCGGGGAACAACGAAGCGAGAAUGGCGUCACUGACUUUGCCGUCUUCUUCACAAGCGUCGUCGUUUCUGUCUUCAUCUUCUUCGUCUCUCUUCGCCCGCUGCGCCCUCAGCCGCCUAAGCUUGGGCUUUAACGAGUCUCGUUCUCGUAUCUGCGCUGCAAACUGCAUCAAAUGUGACAUGCCUGAUUCGUUGGGUUUCGGAAAUGGGAAUCCAACCAUUCCAGUCCUUAAUGAAACGACACUGCCUAAGUUCUUGGAAUCAGCUCAAAUGAAGAAAAAUGUUAACAGGAAUGGCGCCAAGCUGAAAUUGUUCUCUGGCACAGCAAAUUCUGCACUUUCUCAGGAAAUUGCUUGGAACAUGGGCCUGGAGCUGGGAAAGAUCAACAUAAAGCGAUUUGCUGAUGGGGAAAUUUAUGUUCAGCUGCAAGAGAGUGUUAGAGGAUGUGAUGUAUUUUUAGUGCAGCCCACCUGCCCUGCAGCAAAUGAGAAUCUCAUGGAGCUUCUCAUCAUGAUAGAUGCUUGUCGGAGAGCAUCAGCCAAAAACAUCACUGCUGUCAUUCCAUACUUCGGAUAUGCCAGAGCUGAUAGAAAGACGCAAGGACGGGAAUCCAUAGCAGCCAAACUUGUUGCAAAUCUUAUCACAGAAGCUGGUGCUAACCGUGUUCUGGCUUGUGAUCUCCAUUCUGGGCAGUCCAUGGGUUACUUCGAUAUUCCAGUUGACCAUGUUUAUUGUCAGUCUGUGAUUCUUGAUUAUCUUGCUGGCAAGAGAAUCAGUUCUAGUGACUUGGUGGUGGUUUCACCUGAUGUUGGUGGAGUUGCUAGGGCCCGUGCCUUUGCAAAGAAAUUAUCUGAUGCACCUUUAGCCAUUGUGGACAAAAGGCGUCAAGGACACAAUGUUGCUGAGGUGAUGAACCUUAUUGGUGAUGUAAAGGGAAAGGUUGCUGUCAUGGUGGAUGACAUGAUUGACACAGCUGGGACAAUUGUGAAAGGAGCAGCACUUUUACACCAAGAAGGGGCGAAAGAAGUUUAUGCAUGCUGCACUCACGCAGUUUUUAGCCCUCCAGCAAUAGAGAGGUUAUCAGGUGGCCUUUUCCAGGAAGUGAUCAUUACAAACACAUUACCAGUAUCAGAGAAUAACUAUUUCCCACAGCUGACAGUUCUUUCAGUAGCAAACCUUCUUGGUGAAACCAUAUGGCGUGUUCAUGAUGAUUCUUCUGUAACUAGCAUUUUCCAGUGAAAUCAUAUAGGAAAUUUCAGUAAGCUAUCUGCUUCAAAUCUAACCACAUGCAGUUUUACACCUCAACUGAAGUGGCUGGCUAUAGCUCUGGUUGGUCAUUAGCUUCGAUUCUAAGAAGUUCUACGAUGGGAGUUGUUGGAGGGAUACCGAUAAAUUUUUGUUAUUGAUAAAUUUUUUUUUUUUAAUUAUUCAGCCUUGAUAAUGUGACAUUUUCUUUAUAAUAUAUGAAUGCAUUUCUU